Molecule: messenger RNA, 2714 nt
Organism: Vitis riparia (riverbank grape)
Lineage: Eukaryota; Viridiplantae; Streptophyta; Magnoliopsida; Vitales; Vitaceae
Product: long chain acyl-CoA synthetase 9, chloroplastic
Exons: 13
Coding region: 350-2443 (697 amino acids)
Cellular component (GO): endoplasmic reticulum; membrane
Molecular function (GO): long-chain fatty acid-CoA ligase activity
Source: RefSeq, a predicted model, not a curated record
AAUUGAGAGAGAACGCUUCUGAAACUCCAACCUCUGAACUCUUUGUUUUCUCCGCCUCAACUUACUGCGCUUCCCAGUUCCAUUAUAUAAACGCUGUCGUUUCGAUCCUGGCCGCUCCAUUGCUUCCUUGGAUCUCGGAACAUAGCCGAUUUUUCAACUCAUUAUUUAAAAGUUAUUCUAAUGCUCAUCUUCUGAAUUUCAAUUUGUUUUGGCAAAUUGUUCUUCAAGAGUUUCAGGCUCUGAGAUGAAAAUCUGAAGCUAUUCUCGUUUCCAGAAAUUUGGAUUUUGAGCUGAGAUUCUGAAGGAUUUAAUUUGGAAGAUUUUGUUGGGGCUGUUUAGUCCUUGAAAGAUGAGUGCUUAUUUUGUUGGCCUCCUUGUUCCUCUGGUAUUUACUCUCCUCUUUCGGAAUGCUAAGAGCGGAAAGAAACGGGGCUUGCCUGUUGAUGUUGGAGGGGAACCUGGUUAUGCAAUUCGAAACCGUAGGUUUACUUCCCCAGUAAAAUCAGCCUGGGAAGGUAUUUCAACACUUGCAGAACUUUUUGAGCAGUUAUGCAAGCAGCACCGAGACAAACACUUACUUGGUACUCGGAAGUUGAUUUCAAGGGAGACAGAAGUAACUGCAGAUGGAAGGUCCUUUGAGAAAGUUCAUCUGGGAGACUAUGAGUGGCUAACCUAUGGCAAAACGUUUGAAGUGGUCUGCAGUUUUGCUUCUGGUUUGGCACAACUUGGUCAUAAAAGAGAAGAGCGUGCAGCAAUCUUUGCUGAUACACGGGAAGAAUGGUUUAUUGCAUUGCAGGCUUGCUUUAGGCGCAACAUCACUGUUGUGACCAUAUAUGCAUCUUUGGGGGAGGAGGCUCUAUGCCACUCAUUGAACGAGACAGAGGUCACAACUGUAAUUUGUGGGCACAAAGAACUGAAAAAAAUUAUUGAUAUAAGUGGACAACUUGACACUCUGAAACGUGUAAUAUGUAUGGAUGAUUCAACCCUGUGUAACACCUCAUUGGCUGAGAGUGGUGGUAGCUGGACAAUCACUUCAUUUUCUGAUGUGGAGAAACUUGGCAGAGAGAAUCCUGUUGAUGCGGAUUUACCUCUUUCAGCUGAUAUUGCAGUCAUAAUGUAUACAAGUGGGAGUACUGGAUUGCCUAAGGGUGUGAUGAUGACUCAUGGAAAUGUCCUAGCCACAGUUUCUGCUGUCAUGACAAUUGUUCCUGGCCUUGGAAAGGUGCAGGAUGUUUAUUUAGCAUAUCUACCCAUGGCUCAUAUCCUUGAAUUGGCUGCUGAGAACGUAGUAGCUGCUAUUGGAGGUGCAAUAGGGUAUGGAUCCGCUUUGACCCUUACUGAUACAUCAAGCAGGAUAAAAAGAGGAACAAAGGGGGAUGCCUCUGCUCUGGUACCAACAGUGAUGACGGCUGUCCCAGCCAUUCUUGAUCGUGUUCGAGAUGGUGUGCGCAAGAAGGUAGAUGCAAAGGGUGGUCUAGCCAAGAAAUUGUUUGAUUUAGCAUAUGCACGUAGGUUGUCAGCAAUCAAUGGCAGUUGGUUUGGGGCUUGGGGUCUAGAAAGCCUUCUAUGGAACUUCCUUGUGUUCAGAAAGGUCCGAGCUAUUCUGGGUGGUCGAAUCCGCUUUUUGCUAUGUGGAGGGGCUCCUCUUUCUGGUGAUACUCAAAGAUUCAUCAAUAUUUGUCUUGGUGCUCCAAUAGUUCAAGGGUAUGGCCUGACAGAGAGUUGUGCUGGUGGUACAUUUUCCGAGUAUGAUGAUACAUCUGUUGGUCGUGUUGGUGCUCCACUUGCUUGCUCAUUUAUUAAGUUGAUAAAUUGGCCUGAGGGUGGGUAUUUAACAAGUGAUAAACCAAUGCCUCGAGGAGAAAUAGUCAUUGGUGGUCCAAAUGUUACUGUUGGAUAUUUCAAAAAUGAAGAGAAAACAAAUGAAGUUUACAAGGUUGAUGAGAGAGGAAUGAGGUGGUUUUACACCGGGGACAUAGGGCAGUUUCAUGCUGAUGGUUGCCUUGAAAUAAUUGACCGUAGAAAGGACAUAGUUAAACUUCAGCAUGGAGAAUAUUUAUCUCUAGGAAAGGUUGAGGCUGCUCUCAUCGUGAGCCCCUAUGUCGACAAUAUUAUGUUGCAUGCUAAUCCUUUUCGUAAUUACUGUGUGGCUCUUGUGGUGGCUUCACAGCCGGCAGUGGAAGAUUGGGCUUUGAAGCAAGGAAUAGCUUUCAUUGAUUUUUCAGACUUAUGCCAGAAAGAAGAAACUGUGAAGGAAGUACAUGCAUCACUUGUGAAGGCAGCAAAGCAGGCACGUCUGGAGAAGUUUGAGAUCCCUGCCAAGAUCAAAUUGCUUCCUGAUGCAUGGACUCCUGAAACUGGGCUGGUCACUGCAGCUCUCAAGAUCAAGAGAGAUGUCAUUAGGAAGAGAUUCUCUGAAGACCUCGCAAGGUUAUAUACAUGAUGAUAAUUGAAAAGACUUGGGUCUUUUAAGAGUUUGUGCAGAAUCUUGAUGAAUGGUUCUUUAUAAGACCUCUCUUUAUAUUCACUUUCCCCCCUUUGUCUACUCCUAAAUUAAUUUUUGCCUUUAUGUUUUUGUUUUUGCCAUGAGCUAUUGUUAGGAAAUUUCAAAGAGAAGCUAGUCAGUUUUCAUGCUCAAAACUUGGAAAUGUUAGCAGUUCAUUCAGAUUUUCUGAUUAGAUGAAUGAAAUUAAUCAUUGGUUAUUUUUCAUUUA